Molecule: messenger RNA, 1941 nt
Organism: Phlebotomus papatasi
Lineage: Eukaryota; Metazoa; Arthropoda; Insecta; Diptera; Psychodidae
Gene: car
Product: vacuolar protein sorting-associated protein 33A
Exons: 5
Coding region: 38-1867 (609 amino acids)
Biological process (GO): intracellular protein transport; vesicle-mediated transport
Cellular component (GO): lysosome; CORVET complex
Source: RefSeq, a predicted model, not a curated record
UUCAGUGUUUUCCAAGUUUCCACCUGGAUUUUUCACAAUGUUUCCUCAUCUUUCGGGAUGGAGAGUCAACAUAGGACAACUCCAGGAGCUCUACGCGAAGGAAUUGCUGGGAAUCCUUGAGAAAUGCGAAGGAACAAAGGCGAUUAUCUGGGAUGAGAGCCUAGCUGGUCCAGUUGGAUUGAUUGCAAAAUACACCUUCCUGAAGGAACACAAUGUCACGAAGAUGUUUCCAUUGAGUGGGGAUCCCCUUCCGGACAUCGACGUGAAGAACAUCAUCUUCAUAACCCGGGCCAAUCUCAAGCUGAUGAAUCACAUUGCCGAUAACAUCCACAACGAGGAGAGGAAGCGAAGAGCAACUGUCAAGAAGGACUUCUACUUGUACUUCCUACCCAAGAAGUCGCUGCUGUGUGAGAAACAUCUCAAGAACAAGGGAGUAUAUGGGAGUUUGAGUUUUGUGGGUGACUUUCGCUGCGACUUCUUCCCCGUGGACAACGAUCUGUUGUCCAUGGAGCAGAAGGAUGCCUUUAAGGAGCUGCACAUUGAGGGUGAUCCCACGUGUGUGUACCAGAGUGCAAUGGCUCUGAUGACUCUCCAGCGCCUCUACGGGCGCAUCCCUCGGGUCUGUGGGAAGGGAAUCUAUGCUGAGAAACUUUGGGAACUGACAAAAUCCAUGGGAAGGGAUGAUUCACAAAUUGGUCAGAACAACGAGAAGGGCAGCAUCGAUCAGAUGGUCAUUCUCGAUCGUUCUAUAGAUCUCAUGAGCGUCCUGGCCACUCAAUUGACUUACGAGGGAUUGAUUGAUCAGAUCUUUGGGAUCAGUAGCACAACGUUGCAUCUGCCGGCAGAUCGCUUUGGGCGGGGCGAUGAUCAGCCCCUUCCGGCUCUCUCGACCUCAGAAACCAAGCAGAUUAUCCUGAAUUCCGGAGAGGAACUCUAUGCAGAGCUCCGUGACAAGAACUUCAAUGCCGUUGGACAGAUCCUGGCCAGGCAUGCAAAAAGUAUUUCGUCAGCUCUGGAGGAGCGACAUGGAGAUAAAUCCGUGUCGGAUAUGAAGAAAUUUGUGGAGAGACUGCCCAAUAUGUUGGCCAAUAAAGCCUCCAUUGCCACUCAUACGACAAUCGCUGAGCUCAUCAAGGAAGUCACGGAUUCCCCUGACUUCCUGGAUGAGCUGGAAUGUGAGCAGGAAUUUCUCAUGUGUGCCGAUGUGGACAAGCCCAGUUCCUUCAUUGAGGACAUGAUAGCCAAGCAAGCUCCUCUCCGGAAUGUCCUUCGGCUGAUCUGUAUGCAAUGCUUGGCUGGAUCUGGGCUGAAACAGAAAGUCCUGGACUACUACAAGAGAGAACUGGUUCAGGUUUAUGGGCUCCAGUGCCUCCUGACCAUUGGAAAUCUCGAGAAAGCUGGUCUACUGCGUCCGCAAACUGGAAAUCGCAGCUACAACAUCCUCCGGAAGAUGCUAAAUCUCACCGUUGAUGAUGCUGUUGAGGUUGCUCCCAAGGACAUCAGCUACGUCCACAGCUUCUAUGCUCCUCUCACUGUGCGCCUGAUUGAGCAUCUGCUGAAACCCGCCGGCUGGCAAGGACUCAAUGAUGUCCUCUCAACUCUCCCAGGACCCUCCUUCGAUGAUUUUCAGUCCUCUCCGUCGGGAUUUGGGACUCGCAGGGGAUCUUUCACCAGCGAAAUCAGCCAAUCGGACAUUCCACGGACGAUUCUGGUCUUCUUCCUCGGAGGAUGCACCUUCGCCGAAGUGGCAGCACUGAGAUUCCUAGCACAGCAGGAGGAGAACAAUGUGGAAUUCAUCGUGGCCACAACAAAGCUCAUCAACAAAAAUUCAUUCCUCGAUUGCUUCAUAGAAAAUAUAACGCAAUAAAUUUCUGUAAUUGCAGUUUUUUUUUUUAAUAAAGAUAUUCAGCAGAAUAUUAUAAUCCCCAAAGAAAAUAAAAA